AUUUAUAUUGUGCUUUGAAAUGGAAAUGAGUUUACUGAAAUAUGUAAUAUUUUAAUGUAAAAAAGCGGUGUCAGCUGUUUGGUAACAAACGUGCAACAUUUAAACACCAUGAAAUCGAAGGGCCGCUUUUUAUCCGCCAGGAGUAAGUAAAUCUCCAUCGAAAUGAACAGCAUAAUGCGGAAGUUGACGAGGGGAAGCGGCCCCACUUCCUCGACCUCAUCUUCGGACGUCUCCGACGGUCCCUCGUCUCCGCACACUCAACUAGGCCUGAUGCAUUUGAAGAAGCUCUUCUCGGAGUACACGCAUCCCCCUCAACAGCUCACCGACCAGGAGAAAGACGAUAAACUUUACAACAUGCUGCCCCUCUUUUGUAAGGUGUUUGGUUCCAGCCCGACUUGCGACAUGAACGAGAAAUUUUGGGAUAUCCUGGCGUUUUGCCAUCAGGUGUCGCUGCUGAUGGUCUCGGAGAUACGGAAGAGGGCCUCGAAUCAGAGCACCGAGGCGGCCAGUUGCGCUAUCGCCAAGUUUCUGGAAAUUGAAAAUUGCGAAGAGUCGAGCAACGGGUGGAUGUUGUUGUCAACGUUGAAUUUAUUAGCAGCGGGCGAUUAUCAGCUAGUGCAAGUCAUGUCCGAAGUUUCUGUUCCAUCGACUCUAGUUAAAUGCCUGUAUAUCUUCUUCGAUUUGCCGGAGUUGUCGGAGAAGGAAGCCAACACUAAAGAUUCUAAUAGCGAUUUUACUGCGAAAGAAAGGCGUAUUUUAUUGCAGAAAAUAUUUGUUCAACUUCUCGUUCGGCUGUGCAGCCACAGGAUACCAUCGGAGGAAUUAGCCAGAAAGGACGAUUUGCAAUUGUUAUUUUCCGCUAUCACGUGUUCCGUGCCCCCGCAUAACAUUAUGUGGAGAAAAAGCGCCGCCGAGGUUCUCAUGACUCUAUCGAGACACGGUUUAACGCCUUUAGUCGUUGGAUAUAUCCAUUCUAAAUCGUGCGUGGCUGCUUGCAUAGAAAAUAUGAAAAAAAUACCGGAUUUAGCGCCUUUGGAAUUGGUGGAAAUGUUUGUAACCCUGUUUUGUUUCCUGAAGGAUUCCAGUGAAGUAUCUUCGACUUUGUUGGAUGAUUUUAGACAAGCUCAAGGCUAUCCGUUUUUAUCCGAUUUUCUGCUUAAGUUUGAAAACGACAACUCUAGUGAAGCCCAGGAGACCAUAAGAAAUCUAGUGUUAAUGGUGACUUCGUUAUGCAUGUGUGGGUAUUUGGAGUUGAAACCAUCUCAGGCUUCUACGGGUUCUUUAUUUCAAAUGCAAGGUUUUAUUUUACCACAACCGUCUGGUAGGGGAACGAGUGUACGAAAUAUACAAUCGUUUCACGUUCUUCAAAGUACUUUCAUUAAAUCGAACUCUUCUCUUCUGUGCUCGACGAUUUUGGACGCUAUAUCCAGCAUAUACCACUCGGACAAUUCUAAUUAUUUCAUAUUGGAAAAUCAGAAUACUCUAAAUCAGUUCAUGGAGAAAAUCCAGUACAAACCUCCGGAAAUCCAACAGAAAUUGUUCGAUCUCAUCGAGUUUUUGGUGUAUCAGCUGAAUUUCGUUCCCUGCAAGGAGCUGAUUUCGAUGUCAAUAUUCCUCAAAACGCAUAGCACGAAUUACACCGAUUGCAGUAUAUUGUGCAUGAAAACCUUAUUGGACAUUCUAAAACAUAAUCCUAUAUUCAAAGACGUUUAUCGGGAAGUGGGUUUGCUCGAAGUCGUGGUGACUUGUUUGAAUCGGUACGCAACCAUUCUCGAAGAUAAAAAAUUAUCAGGAAGUAACAUGAAAGACUGUAAACAUAUAUCAAAGCAAGAGAAAUUGGGUGAACUGGUAUUGGAAGCAUUGACUAUUCUUUUGACCAGUAACAGCGCAAACGCGAAUGUAUUGAGGGAAUGCGGCGGUGCAAAAUGCAUACACAAAUUGGUGCAGUAUCCCGAAUGUAGGACUGCUACCUUGGGCAUUAUAAAGGAAUUAGUUCUAACGAGUGGCGGGGACGAUGACAUGACUCAACUCUUAAAUACCCUGCAUUCCGCUUCUCGCACGGAACUCCAAUUGAAAAUCGACAUUUUGGAGGCUUUAAAACUCUGUUUAAAGGAAUCUCACAGAACACGAACUGUCUUUAGAAAGGCAAACGGGUUUGUUUACGUUACGAGCGCUUUGAUCGCGCUGGAAGGGCGACUGAAUAAGAAAGAAACUAAUCCGGAGGUUCUCUAUCUAUUGAGUCUCGUAUUUCAAACGAUUUGCACUGCCAUGCGAUUCGAGCCUGCCAAUGCCAAAUUGUUCUAUCACGAAAUAUGCAGGACCAGUCUCUGCGAUAGCAUCAAAUUGCUGGGUUGUUUCUCCAACGAGAACGUUAGUAAAAUAAGCGAAAUCGACUUCGAAGCUCCCUGCAACGGUGGUUUCCAGGAAAUCUACCACAAUUUGUUUAUAGGAUCCGUUCUGAACGUCGAGAUACCCGAAAAAAUCUCUUCCUCGUUGGCGUACACGACUAUAGUGUAUAGGUUGUUGUAUGAUCUAGCGUUGGAUCUGUUCGAUAAAAAUAAUGCUAAUGUACUCUCUAUUAAAUCUCCGCCUUUAUCCAGAGAAUCCAGCAUUCAAGGCGACAAUAAUGGAAAAAGAACGAUCAACACUUUAAAUCUGAAUCCUCCGGCACCGGAUCCCAUCAUCGUACAUCCCGGAGUAGUAGUGUGUAUGUUACAGCUCCUACCGUGCAUAAAAGACGAUCACUUCGAAAUGUACCUCAGCCUGCAACUGUUCAUAGCGGAAAUAAUCAAAUCUUUGGUACGUAGCGAGCGCAACCAGCAGGUGAUGUGCGAUAAAAAUUUCGCCAGUUAUCUGUUGCAAAUCGGUUCCGAACCGUUGCAAAACGAAAACCACCCCUUGCACAAUUCGCUGCAAUACAUGCUGGAAAGAUUGGCCGCGCAGGCCAUCGAACCGAAAGAUUUGAGGGAAUUUUUAAGACUAGGCAACCCGUUGUGUUGCCUUAAUUUGGGCUCGAACGAAGCCGGUGGCCACCCGGUACCUUUAACCCGAAUCAAAACCCUAGUAUCCAUGACGACGCCUAAGGAUUUCCGAGCGCAAUCUUCCUACACGCUGCCGCCCUUCGUCGAAUUCGACAUGUCCGCGGAGGGUUUCGGGUGCCUGUAUUUGCCCAGCAUCGCUCCCCAAUCGCCUUCCACACCGAGCGUGGUGUCUUCGGUGGACAGCAACGUCUUGGGUGGCAUCGGCGCCGGCGAUAGGAUGUUUCCGCCGCAGACGGGUUUGAGUUACUCCACGUGGAUAUGCGUGGAUAAAUUCUCCGAUCCCAGAUCGGAUCCGCAUUGCGUACGCCUGCUGACGCUCGUCAGGAACUUCAACGGCGCUCGCGAGGACCAUUUGGUGUGCUUGUCGAUCGUGUUAUCGGCUAGAGACAAGGCUAUUAUCGUGUCGACACAAGAAACCCACAUACCCCACCAUGUUGGUGAUUGGGAGCCAGAAGGUCAGGGCGAGCACGGGGUGCGCGUUUGGUGCCCGGAUAUCCUCCAGGAAGGCCAAUGGCACCACCUCGUGGUGGUUUUAAAUCGAGCGGUGUUGAAAAAUUCCACGUUUUCUCUCUAUUUGGACGGGCAACAGAUCCACAGCCAAAAGAUGCACUACAUCUCGCAGAACCCCGGCGGCGGGUCGGCCAAUUUGACCGUGGCCUCGUCCGUGUACGGUUACAUCGGAACCCCUCCGGCUUGGAGGAGAUACUCGAGGUUGUGCUGGAAACAAGGCCCUUGUCAUCUGUUCGAGGAGGUCUUGCCGCCGAACACCGUUACGCACAUGUACCAAUUGGGACCCCAUUACAUGGGUUCGUUUUUGGCGCCGCAUUUGAGCCACCCCGAUGUGGGGCCUCUGGUCACGGAGGAGAAGGUCGUCUUCGGUUUGAACGCCAAGGCCGUGUCUCAGCUCACUUUGAAUAAAAUCCGGAAGGUUUAUAGCAGAGCCGAUAACAAGUCGAUAGCCAAACAACUGGGUAUGUCGAGCCACGAGAGCGCCACACCAAUCAGGAUUCUGCACAAUUCGGCAGGACAUUUGGCUGGAUCUGCUCGUACCUUGGGUGGAGUUAUAAUCGGAUAUUUGGGAGUCCGUGUGUUUUGCGCCCGACCGGUAGCUAUGACGAUCGAUGCAGUAGGAGGAUGCUCAGUUCUUUUGGGUCUUAUAGCCAUGGCGCAGGACGUGGAGAGCCUCUACGCGGGCGUUAAAGCUUUAGUAUGCGUGGUUAGAAGUAACAAAGUGGCCCAAGCGGAAAUGGAUAGGAAAAGGGGAUACCAAACGUUAGCUAUGUUGCUCAGAAGGAAAAGAACGUUAUUAAAUUCCCACAUUCUACACCUCGCGUUCAGCUUAGUGGGAACAGUAGAUAGCGGUAGAGAAUCAUCCGCUAUUCCAAACAAAACGGCCUUUCAGGAUUUAUUGUGCGACUUGGAAGUAUGGCACGAAGCGCCAGGAGAGCUCCUCCGUUCGCACUUGGAACACCUCUACGAACUGGCUGCGGAAUCCAACGAGAAAAGAAACAACAUAUGGAUAAUGCGCGAAUUGCAUUUAGUGGACAAGCUCAUUCACAUUUGCCCCGACGUCAAACAUCCGGCUACCAGGCAAGUCCUCUUCUCGCUGCUGAGCGUCCUGCUGAACAGCCAACCGCGCCAGCACGAUUUGCUGCUCUUCGGACAGUUCGUCACAUCUACUUUACCUUCGAGCAUCGAAGAAUCGGAGAAGAACCUCGAACUGAGAGAAGGCGACGCCGAACGGGAAGGGGAAGGCGAGCACGUGCUGCUCAGGAACCGGUGCUUGGGACUGUUGCAUUCCAUGAUAUUUACCAGCAGGAAUCACAUCGGCGAGGAGAUCGUGAAAACGCUCGGGUUCGAUUGGAUAUUGCUGUUUAUGCAGCAGAAUUUGCAUUACAGUACUGUCGUUUGGGCGAUAAGGAUGCUGGUGGCCAUUUGCUCCAGUCCUUCGCUUCUAAGCCGUUUCCGGGAGGGAAGCAGCAACGGCGGUUGGCUGCGGCACACGGAGCAAGUCAGCCACAACAAAAUGGCGGUGGUGUUGGGCUACCAGCAGAACAACGUGCACGGCGGCGACAUCAAGGCGGAGGCGCUGCAGAUACCCGGUUUCAAAUUCUUGGGCUGGUUGUUGCCGUACCAUUUGGAAAUAUCGGAGAUAUACUUCCUGCUGACGGCGCUGAUGAUGGGCCAGCCCGCCAAACUGCUGCCGGCCGAUAUGAAGUUCGAUCUGGACUCGGUGUGGGCGUUCCUGUGGGGCGGUUCUAUCAACAAUCAGUCGAUCAACAGCGUGAUGCCUAAAAUCAAUUUGUGCUCCGAAGCGGUGGUGGUGCUGUUGGCGAUGACGAAGGCCAUCGUGCACUCCGAUAAGGCAGCUUUGCCGCAAUGGUUGCAGAAUCAUCCCAUAUCUAUUGUACAAGUACUGUUCCAAUUGUACCACAACAUGCCUGAAUUCAUGCCGAUUUUCAUGUCAUCGGAAGUACUAAGCGCUCUUGCAGACGUUAUUUUUAUACCGCUGGUGAUUAGCAGCAGUAUCGAGAGUAGCGGAGCCUCUACACCGGCAGGCGAGGACAGCGAUCCGCUCAUCAUGAUGUCUUCCACUACGGAAGAACAAACUUUAGUCAACCACCACGUGAGGCAAUUCAUCGUCGACUUCAUUCGAGUGAUAGUCGUAGACUCGCUGAGCCUACCGAUCACCGGUAAAAAUUCCCCCGUAAUAGACUUGGUUUUGGACGCCUAUCCGGAACAAUCGAGCGUCAAUCAACAGAUAUGCUUCCAAACAGAGAUCCUGGUCACUCUAAUGGACCAUCUGCUAGCAGCCGAUAUGCUAGUAGGCGAUCAAGCAGCCAUACCGAUCGUGCCAUUGCCCAGCGCCCACAUUCAAUACGUCGCCCCUAACGUGUUCUACCUAACGGCUCGAAUAGUGGACAAACUAUGGCAGGGCUGCCUGACGAAGGAUCCACACGAAGUGUUCGAUUUCAUCGUAAAAUUGAUCGGACAAGCCAAACGACGAACGGGCAACAUCAGCUUGGAAAGCCUGUACCAUUGCUUGAACAGAACGAUUCUGUUUCUUUUGAGUCGACCCACGGACAGCAUAGCCGAUCAAAUGUCCGUGCUGGAAGCCCUACAUAAAUUAACGACGAACAGAUUGAUAAUAUUCGGAGCCGGCAACCACGAAUUGGACUUCAUCGGCUGCCUGACCUACUGUCUGCUGCAGCUGACGGCCGACAUGAAGAUCAUGCUGGACUCGAACAUGAAGACGACGUGGCACGUGAACCCGAGCAGCGAUCUGGAGUCGAGAGACGAGCAACUGAACUCGCACCAGGGCCGGAAUCUCAUGGCCGGCGCCGCGCUGAGGGUGUGGGAGGAGUUGUACGUGUGCAAGAAACCGGCCAUCGAGGAGGUCUUCAAGGUGACGUUUGCGCAACCCCAUCAGAAUUCCAAGGCGCCUGAUCUCUUACUAGUAAGGGACCAAGUGUUCGAUGCUUCUUCGAAGUUGUGGUUGAAUUACGUCGAAGGCGAGCGAAAGGCCGCGUACAAAGUACCGUUUGAGCUUCACAAUCAAAUCCAGUCGAAGAUUCAUAAAGUAACGGGCGGUUUGACGAGAUUGGCGAGCAGAACUAAAGUUAAGAAAGACGAAACUAUCAAGGUGGCCGUACGGAUGGGCAAGAAACAGGCCAUCCAAUGGAUUUUCACGCAUAUUAAUCUACUAAAGAGUUUAAUGGAGAUGAGGCGACAACAACACCAAAACACAUCGCAGCACACUCAACGGUACGUGCACCAGGAGUGGCUGCAAACCGAAAACGAUCUCACUAGAGAAAGAGGCCUGUGGGGCCCGCCCGAGCCUAGUUACCUCGACAAAUGGAUGCUGGAUAUGACCGAAGGUCCUCACAGGAUGAGAAAAAAGACAAUGAAAAACGAUCUAUUCUACCUGCAUUACUCGUACAGAAUAGAACAAGAGAAGGGUUUGCUGAAAUACAAGGUGGCUACGAGUUACCACAGCAAAGAUUAUUUCUACGCGAUCCAAUUGAGGAAUAACUUGGGCGUGAGCAAUUUGAUGGAACUGGAACGAUCGGAGAGUAUCGUAGAAGAGCCGUCUCCGCAACCAUUCGCUCCGGCCAUAUCGCAUUUGGCUCGGCUCAGAUCAGACCCGGAGGAUCAACAAGAGGAAACCGAAGGCGAGGACGAGCAUUCGCUUCAGCCCGACAAUCAAACUCUAAUGAGACUAUUGGAGGCCAACGAGAAGAUUACCUAUAUGUUCCGUUGCGCCAGAAUCCAAGGAUUAGACACUACGGAGGGCCUUCUGCUAUUCGGCCAAGAGCAUUGCUACGUAGUCGACGGAUUUACGUUGCUGAAGAACCGCGAAAUACGAGACAUCGAUUGCGUGCCGCCGAACGCCAACGAAUACGAGCCGAUCGUGCCCAAUCCCGGAUCGCCCAGGCGAUCCAGGGCGAUGAGGCAAUGCUCGAAAUUCUCCUACGACGAUAUCAGGGAGGUGCACAAGAGACGGUACUUGCUACAACCCAUGGCGCUGGAGGUGUUCUCCGGCGACGGGCGAAAUUACCUGCUGGCCUUUCCGAGGAAAAGCCGAAAUAAGGUCUACCAACGUUUCAUGUCGACGGCUACGAGCAUAGCCGAUUGCGCCCAACAGUCCGUGGCCGGACAAAAACGCACGGCCAACGUCGAACAAACCGCCGGUUUGCUCAGCAAUCUCAUCGGCGAAACCAGCGUGACGCAAAGAUGGGUGAGAGGAGAAAUAUCGAAUUUCCAAUACUUAAUGUACCUGAACACGUUGGCUGGAAGAUCAUACAACGAUCUAAUGCAAUAUCCAGUUUUCCCUUGGAUUUUGGCCGAUUACGAUUCCGAAGAGUUGGAUUUCACCGAUCCCAGCACGUUCAGAGACUUUACGAAGCCCAUGGGAGCCCAGAGCCCCGAAAGACUCGAACAAUUCAAAAAACGAUUCAAAGAAUGGGACGAUCCUCACGGCGAAACGCCGCCCUAUCACUACGGCACGCAUUACUCGAGCGCCAUGAUAGUGUGCUCCUAUUUGGUGAGAUUGGAGCCGUUCACGCAGCAUUUCCUGCGCCUGCAAGGCGGCCAUUUCGAUUUGGCCGAUCGAAUGUUCCAUUCGGUCAAGGAGGCCUGGCUGUCGGCCUCCAAGCACAACAUGGCCGACGUGAAGGAGUUGAUACCCGAGUUCUUCUACCUCGACGAGUUUCUAAUCAAUUCCAAUCAGUUCGAUUUGGGUGUAAAACAAAAUGGCGUGAGUUUGGGCAACGUGGUGCUUCCCGCGUGGGCUAAGCAGGAUAGCAGGGAAUUCAUCAGAGUUCACAGACAGGCGUUGGAAUGCGAUUACGUGUCUUCGAAUCUCCACCAUUGGAUCGAUUUGAUUUUCGGCUGCAAGCAACAAGGCCUGCCCGCCGUCGAUUCGACGAACGUUUUCCACCAUCUGUUUUACGAAGGAAACGUGGACAUCGACAACAUCGACGAUCCUUUGAAGAGGAACGCCACCAUCGGUUUCAUCAACAACUUCGGGCAAAUUCCCAAGCAGCUGUUCAAAAAACCGCAUCCCUGCAAGAAGAUGUUCGGCGCCAAUAACAGGACGUCGGUGAUCGACACCGGCAGCCUCGUGCAGGCCUUCUCCCUUCCGCAACCCGAAAAAUUGUUUUUCCACCACCUGGACAACUUGAAACCGUCUCUUCAACCCAUCAAAGGCACGUUAAUUCGAACUAGAAUAAAUCAAACUUUGCAUACACCGCUAGUUUAUUCGAAAACUCAAGUGAAAAGUCCGGUGGGUCAGAUCCUGCACGUGGAUCGCUCCGUGUUGGCCGUCGAACAGAACAAGGUCCUGAUGCCGCCGAGCUACAACAAAUACGUCGCUUGGGGAUUCGCCGAUCAUUCGCUGCGAAUCGGCAACUACGAGAGCGACAAGGCCGUCUUCGUCUCGGAGAGCGUCAUCCAGAACAACGGGGAGAUCUUGGCGUGCGUCUGCCCCUCGCCCAAAUUGAUUAUCACGGCCGGCACGAGCUCGGUGGUGACCGUGUGGGAAUACGAGGUACGCAAGAAAUCCCUUUCGAUAAAACACAGCUUGUACGGUCACACGGACGCCAUAACUUGCUUGGCCGCCAGCCCGGCAUAUAACGUCAUCGUAUCCGGAUCCAGAGAUUCCACGGCUAUCAUUUGGGAUUUAUCCAGGGGCGUAUUCGUGCGGCAGUUGAGAGGUCACGCCGGUCCUGUAGCUGCGGUGGCCGUCAACGAUUUAACCGGAGAUAUAGCCACUUGCGCCGCUACUUGGUUGCAAGUGUGGAGCAUCAACGGAGACGAAUUGGCCAGCGUGAAUACGUGCGUAGGAUCGGCCGAUAGGAUGCAACAAAUUCUGUGCGUGGCUUUCUCUCAAACGCACGAAUGGGAUUGCCAGAACGUCAUUAUGACUGGAUCUACCGACGGCGUUACGAGGAUGUGGUCGAUCGAUUACGUUCAAGUACCGGACGAGCAGAGUACAAACGUCAAACCGGAGCCGCCGAAGUCUCCUAAAACCGCCAAAACGAACGAACAAGUGGAUAAACCGACACCGAAGCACCACCAAUUGGUCAAACAAAUCAACGUGUCGAGCAUAGGCAGUGCGGGCGGUCUGAUGAAAUCCGGUUCGGAGAGCAGCCUGUCCGAGGAGACGGCCCGACGGGGCUCCGUCGAUCGGCAAACGAGCGGCGAGAGCAGCUCGAAGGAAUGGCGGAACGAGCAACAGAACGAAAAGGAGACGUGCAGCGACGUCGAGGAAUCGAAUCCGCCGGCGGUGCCGGUGCGAAAGAGGAAAUCCCGCGGGCAUUGCGGUUUCAUACGCAAAAGCGAAGGUGGCAGUAGCGCCGAUAAUGCCAGUUUGGAUGUAGACGAUGGGUCGGGUCUGCGCACCAGCAAAUCUGAUACCAGCUUGACGGAUUCGUUCGUGAUGCUUCCGGAUACCAAGAAGAAAUCACCCAAUCCUAUGAAUACUCUAAGACCAGGAUUCAAGUGGCAAAGACAGUUAGUCUUUAGAAGUAAAUUAACGAUGCAUACGGCGUACGAUCGUAAGGAUAACGCCGAGCCUGCGUCUGUCACCGCUCUAGCAGUCUCGAAGGAGCACAGGAGCGUGUACGUGGGCGACACGCGAGGUCGCGUGUUCUCGUGGAGCGUGUGCGACGUGCCCGGCAGGGCGGCCGAUCACUGGCUGAAGGACGAGGGGGCCGAUUACUGCGCGGCGUGCAGCAUCAAAUUCACGAUCUACGAGCGGAAGCACCAUUGCAGGAACUGCGGCCAGGUGUUCUGCUCGAAGUGCAGCCGAUUCGAGUGCGAGAUAUCCCGAUUGAGGAUCCUGAAGCCGGUGAGAGUGUGCCAGGCGUGCUACGCCGCUUUGAAAACUGACAAGUCCUAAGCACGAUGAAGAUGUGUGCACGGGCGUUUAGGGUUAUUUAGUUGAAUACCGAUCGAUCCCCCGACUAUCCGUUUUGAGUACAUAAGUAAUGUCCGCGUUAAUCUGGCGAAGGCGUCGCUUUUAUUAUUGACAACCGUUUCAAUCGAAAUGAGAAUUAUUUUAUCUUUGAUGUUGGGAAAAUGGUUACAACGCGGCAACGUUGCUAUACGCUGUGACGUCGUCGCCAGGUUAGCUUGAUCGUACUAUACCUUAAAUUAUUGGAAAUUCUAGAUGAAGAUCGAAUUGUAAUCAAGUGUCAAAUUGUCAUUUGUUUUUGAUGUACGACAAAAAAAUACCUCAUGACAAAAAGACAUGUAGUCAUAGUUUUAGUCACUAUUUUCGUACGUUUCUGACAUACCAAUCACUUUGUCGGUCAGUGCGGCAAAGAUUAAUUGUUGAAAAUUUAUCUGCAGACAUUUAACAAUCAUAUUGUUUCUUGCACUUUAAGAGGGGCUCUCUUAUACAGGGUGUUCUCGAACUUAUGAAAUGAAAUCUGCGAAUCGGUCUCAAAUUAUGCAAACU
Phyllotreta striolata is the source of this 11004-nucleotide messenger RNA. The record is from the annotation of a GenBank genome assembly. NCBI's taxonomy places the organism in Eukaryota, Metazoa, Arthropoda, Insecta, Coleoptera, Chrysomelidae.